Messenger RNA from Andrographis paniculata, 1898 nucleotides. Its product is annotated as dynamin-related protein 5A-like. Lineage: Eukaryota; Viridiplantae; Streptophyta; Magnoliopsida; Lamiales; Acanthaceae. The coding region runs from base 1 to 1836 and encodes 611 amino acids. The record is from RefSeq and is a predicted model, not a curated record. Gene Ontology annotation, cellular component: membrane; microtubule; cytoplasm. Gene Ontology annotation, molecular function: GTPase activity; microtubule binding; GTP binding. The transcript is spliced from 16 exons.
AUGGAGAACCUAAUAUCAUUAGUGAACAGACUACAAAGAGCGUGCACAGCGCUUGGAGAUCACGGAGAGGAGGGUGGCUCAUCAUUGCCCACUCUCUGGGAUGCUCUGCCUCAAAUUGCCGUCGUUGGUGGUCAGAGUUCUGGAAAGUCUUCGGUCUUGGAGAGCAUUGUUGGGAAGGAUUUUCUGCCUCGUGGAUCUGGCAUUGUUACUCGGCGUCCACUUGUGUUACAACUUCAUCGGAUCGAAGAAGGUAGAGAAUAUGCAGAGUUUGGACAUCUUCCUAGGAAAAGAUUUACUGAUUUUGCUGCUGUGAGAAAGGAAAUAUCUGAUGAGACUGACCGCGAGACAGGUCGUACUAAACAAGUGUCUUCUGUUCCCAUUUAUCUCAGUAUCUAUUCCCCCAAUGUUGUGAAUCUCACGUUGAUUGAUCUUCCGGGCCUUACAAAAGUUGCUGUUGAGGGGCAGUUGGAAACAACCGUGCAAGAUAUUGAGAACAUGGUGCGAUCCUAUAUAGAGAAGCCGAACUGUAUCAUAUUGGCAGUUUCUCCUGCCAACCAAGAUCUUGCAACAUCUGAUGCUAUUAAGAUUUCUCGUGAAGUGGAUCCGAAAGGAGAGAGAACAUUUGGAGUCUUAACAAAGAUUGAUCUUAUGGAUCAGGGUACAAAUGCUGUGGAUAUCUUAGAAGGAAGAUCGUAUAAGCUGCAGUUCCCAUGGAUAGGUGUUGUUAAUCGCUCACAAGCUGAUAUUAACAAAAGUGUCGACAUGAUUGCUGCUAGGAGAAAAGAACGGGAGUAUUUUUCUCAAACGCCCGAGUAUAGCCAUCUUGCUGACAGGAUGGGUUCUGAGUACCUUGGAAAAAUAUUGUCACGGCAUUUGGAAUCCGUCAUCAAAUCUCGGAUUCCAGGCCUUCAAUCACUCAUCAACAAAACCAUUAUUGAUCUUGAAACUGAGUUGAGUCGACUGGGAAAGCCUAUUGCAACUGAUGCUGGUGGAAAACUGUACAUGAUUAUGGAAAUAUGCCGCACAUUUGAUGGAAUUUUCAAGGAGCAUCUCGAGGGAGUACGGCCAGGUGGUGAUAAAAUAUACACCGUCUUUGAUAACCAGCUGCCGGCUGCACUAAAACGCUUACAUUUUGACAAGCAUUUAGCAAUGGAAAAUGUUCGUAAAUUAAUCACUGAAGCUGAUGGAUACCAACCUCAUCUUAUAGCUCCUGAACAGGGUUACCGCCGUCUGAUCGAAACAGCUUUGAUUUCAAUCAAAGGUCCAGCUGAGGCAGCAGUUGAUGCUGUUCAUGCAAUAUUGAAGGAGCUUGUGAACAAGUCGAUAAGUGAGACAACGGAGCUGAAGCAAUAUCCGUCUCUUCGGGUGGAAGUUGGGAGCGCUGCGGUAGAAUCAUUAGAGAGGAUGAAGGAAGAAAGCAGGAGGGCAACGGUUCAGCUAGUAGAAAUGGAGUGCAGUUACCUAACCAUAGAGUUCUUCCGCAAGCUUCCUCAGGAUGUGGAGAAGGGGGGCAACCCGACCCAUUCAUUAUUCGACAGAUACAACGAUGCAUACCUUAGACGAAUUGGAUCAACUGUGCUGUCUUAUGUGAACAUGGUUUGUGCAAACCUGAGGAACUCCAUUCCGAAAUCCGUGGUUUACUGCCAAGUUCGCGAGGCAAAGCGGAGCUUGCUGGAUCAUCUCUACACUGAGUUAGGCAGAAAAGAGGUGAGAGAGUUGGGGAGGCUGUUGGAUGAGGAUCCGGCCAUUAUGCAACGUCGAAGCUCUCUGGUGAAGAGACUUGAGCUCUACAGAUCUGCCCAAGCAGAGAUUGAAUCUGUUGCCUGGUCUAAAUAAGAUACACAAGAGAUAGAGAUAAGAUGCCACUGAACCUUACCUGCAAACCUCAAUAAUAAUGU